GGGGGUCCUUGUGGAGUUUUAAUCCCAGAGAGUCAAGCUCUCAGGACGGACCAUGGAAGGGACAUCACCUCCUGAGAAUAACAACGUGGUGGCCUGGUUCACAGAGUUCCAAUGGAACCUCAUCUUAAAAAACGGAAUAAUUCCAGAAUGGUUCCAUGGAAUAAUUUCCAGGAAGACCUCAGAGGAAAUGCUCCUAACCAAACCAGUGGGCUACUUCCUGAUUCGAGUCAGUGAGAGCAGAACAGGAUACACACUAUCUUAUCGGGCGGAAGAUCGCUGCCGGCACUUCAUGAUUGACGCGUUGUCUGAUAAUCAGUACGUGAUUGUUGGAGAGAACAGACGUCAUCAGUCACUCCAUGACCUUGUGGCAUACCAUCGUAGAUUUCCCAUCAUACCUUUCACAGAGCUUCUGACAGUGGCCUGUGGACAGAUUUCGAAGGACAGCACGGAUUACGCUGAGUUGAUGUUUACCAAAGCAAGACCCCCACCACCUGGGCUUGAGCCAUACCCAAGCAAUUCACCGCAGCCACUCCAACCGCACCAAUUUCAUCCGAAUUCAAAAGGAAACACACCUCCGCCCCUUCCAGUCAGAAACCUAUCGCCUGAGCCUGCUGUUUCAAGCCCAAAAGUGAGAAAUGUGUCAGCCCCUGGAACAAACCCAGCUCCCAGACUUUACCCCUGUCUGGAAACUGAACUGGGAGCGCUCCCUCUUCAAAACACGGUAAACCCAGCAAGACCAGUGCCAAAGCCGCAUUUGCAAUGCUCUGCCAGUUCUGUACCAAUGGGCGCACCACCUCAGAUACCAGCCCGGAGCUGCGUAACACCGAAAAAGGACCAGAGCCCCUCGAGAGUCGACAGGCAACAGAGACCUGUUCAGCCCUGCACUGACAAGACUGUAAGCUCAUCGGGAACCCACUGUGAAGACCAAGGCAAUCUCCAACCCAGAAAACAAGACAUGAAAUCAUCCGCCGUAACAGGCCUCAUCAACCUGAAAAAGAAGUUUCACAAGAAGACAAACCUUUCUGAGGAGCACACGUAUGCAGAGAUCUCUGGAGAGGGGGAUACGUCACGUCCAGGAGCUGCAGCUGUGGAAGGCAGAGCCACUAACACUGAAAAUGAGUAUCAGGAAAUUCCAGGAGAAAAGCCGGUUGCAGAAUCGCAGCGGAAAUUCUCUCCUGAUGUCAUUGUGAAUGGUCAAGGUAAAGGUACAUCUUUACCAAUGGAGUAUCUGCAGCCUCCUCCCUAUGCCCCUGGUUAUUGUGGUAACUGAAUGAAUUUUGUAAGCGUU
Molecule: messenger RNA, 1288 nt
Organism: Chanos chanos (milkfish)
Lineage: Eukaryota; Metazoa; Chordata; Actinopteri; Gonorynchiformes; Chanidae
Gene: hsh2d
Product: hematopoietic SH2 domain containing
Exons: 6
Coding region: 53-1270 (405 amino acids)
Cellular component (GO): cytoplasm
Source: RefSeq, a predicted model, not a curated record